CUUACCUACCUAGGUUAAAUACUUUACUACCCAGAUACAUAUCAUGUUGUAAAUAACUUCUGCAUGGGAGAGAAAGCAAACACAAAUAAGUUAAUCUUACCGCUCUUUUCUAUCCUGUCGCGCCUAUUGUUAAGUCUCACAGGUGGUACCUCCUUUCCAUUUAUUGCAGUUGCCUUAGAGUACGGAUCCCUACCUAGCACAUAUAUGUACCUAAGGCAAGUACGCAUCCGAUAUGCCUGCUUCUUAAGAGAUUUGAUGGAUUUCAAGCUUCAGUUGAGGUAAGAGCCAACAAUCCAACGUCUUUUUUUCGGGGGGUUUCCCUUAAUAUUUUAUUUCAUUUG
Molecule: messenger RNA, 341 nt
Organism: Daldinia vernicosa
Lineage: Eukaryota; Fungi; Ascomycota; Sordariomycetes; Xylariales; Hypoxylaceae
Exons: 1
Source: RefSeq, a predicted model, not a curated record